AUGUACCAUUCUAACCACGAUGCGCUUCCCAUUUACCGGCCAUCUGAUGGCAGACCCACGAGCUUUAGACGAGAGCCUCUCCCAUAUCAAGACAAUGGCGAUGACAGGGCACAAAUGCCAAACUUCAACCCCCCAAGACUUCCCCCUAUAUCUUCAUUACUAUCGUCUCUACCGCUGGGACAAGUUGAGGAUGGUCAGGCAUUUGAGGAACCGUAUCGCCCACCGUCACAAGGACCACGAUCUCCAGUGGCUUUAGAUCGACCGAUGUACCUGCACCAGCAACAACGAAGUCCUCGGGAGCUUGAACGUUCCUUUAUGCAUUCGCAAAGCCCACCUACUGCAUACUCGAGCGGUCCCCCAACACCCAUGUCAGGAGUGUUCGCGAUCAGGGAAGGAUCUGUCGCGACUCAUCACCAUGGUCCAUUUGCCCCUCCUAGGCCCCCUCCACCCCGCCCACAGCCAGAAUGCAAACUGGUUGUCAUGCAACAACCCAUAUCCGCACGAGCUUGUGGGUACGGGGAUAAGGAUCGUAGAAUGAUAGAUCCACCGCCGAUUCUGACACUGGAAGUGUUUGACAAGGAUACAGGUCAGGCGAUCAAUCCGAAGGACAGAAAGAAGGUACUUAGCAGAUUUAUGCCGAUAGUGCAUUGCACGUUGUGGAAUCCAUACACGAAUUGCGAGGACGACAAGAUUGAGGGAAGCAGUGACCGUCGAAACCAAAGGAGGAUGGUAGGAACGAUGGUCUGUAAUGGUUUCAAGGCUGUAGACCCUCAUGGAGAUGAACGAUUCUUCUUCACUUUUGCCGACUUGUCCGUUCGAUUUCCGGGUGACUAUCAGUUGAAGUUUAGAUUGACGUUAAUUGAUCCAGCGGCAAUGGGAAAGGGUCAAAAAAAUGGAAUUAUGAGUCCGUUGCUGAGCAACAUUUUCAAGGUCCACAAUGCCAAAGACUUCGAAGGUAUGAGACCUAGCUCUGACCUGGCAAAAUCUCUUGUUAGCCAAGGGUAUCCCAAUAUUCUCAAGAUCAAGAAAGGAAAUGCGAGGACGAUCGCAAUGGUUGGCCAAGGGGGACAGGAUGAUGAUGACGACGAUGAUGACGAUGAAAUGGGCGGCAUGUAA
Molecule: messenger RNA, 1116 nt
Organism: Sclerotinia borealis F-4128
Lineage: Eukaryota; Fungi; Ascomycota; Leotiomycetes; Helotiales; Sclerotiniaceae
Source: the annotation of a GenBank genome assembly